AUGGACCAGCAACUUAUCCAACCACCCCUAGACUACUCCAACCACAGCGCUGGUAGGGUCGUUGGUGUUGUUAUUCUCGGGUUCAGCGCCACAUUCGUGGUUGUCCUAAGGUUUUGGGCGCGCAGAUUGACUAGGCAGGCCUUUGGACUGGACGACUAUCUCUGCGCAGCGUCCCUCUUCUUCCAGCAUGCUCUCAUGGUAGCUAGUUGCGUGAGCAUGGUGCGUGGUGGAGUGGGUCGCGACAUGAGGGUUACUGCCAGCGAGGAUCCUCAUUCUGUGGUGGUCUUGUUCCAGUCCCUCUUUGUGGCCGAGAUUGCCUAUACCUACAGCUCUCCCCUAAUCAAGCUAUCAGCAUUGGCCUUUUAUUGGCGCGUCUUUCCAACGCGAACAGUCAAUAUAGGCUGCAAAAUUCUUGGGUCAAUGUGCAUUGCUUGGUGUAUUGCCAUAACUAUUCUCAACUUUGUACAGUGCCGGCCGCUGCCAGCGUUCUGGUACAUCGAGCUUCAAGCCCUUUCGACCACGACAUGUCUAGACCCAAUACUCUGCUUUCUCGCCAACUCGAUCAGCAACUGUGUCAUUGAUUUCUUUACCUUGACAUUGCCCAUCCACGAAGUUUUGAAAUUGAAGACAAGCAUGCGGAAGAAGAUCAACAUCUGCGGAGUGUUCCUCAUUGGUGGCGGUCGUCAAGAGUUGGCAAAACGUCCAGUGCAAGCAGAGAAACUAAUUCGCACCCCAGUGCAAUUCUACCCUUCGGGCGUCGCCACAGUUGUUGAGAUAUACAUAGCCAUCAUCGCGGCAUGCGCUCCAACGCUGGUGCCUGUCUACCGCAAGCUGAGGUUCGGCGACCCUCUCAAGAGCAUCAGCACAGCGCCGUCCAAAGAGACGCCCGCGAGCGGCGUCACUACUAUCGGCGAAGCCUCCUUCCAUCGUAACCACUUUUCCAACAAUAAUGGCUCGUUCGAGCGGUUGGCCGAUAUCGAAGAUGGCUUUACCCCUGCCGACCACUACGGCAGCCGCAGCAUAAAUGUUAGCACCGGGCACAGCAACAAAAAUUUGAAUCGCGAAACCGGCAUCGGCAUUCCUUUGGAGGGCAUCAUGAUAAAGCGUGAAACAGUUUUAUCGGAGGGGACUGCGGGGGAGAUGCACUACCUACUACGACUACUGGAAAUCAAUCCCGAGAUCUGUGAAUUAUGGCACCACGGAGAAGCACCAGCUGCUGUGCAGCUGGUGAAAACCUUAGGCGACCUGCAAGCCCUUUUGGCCGUCAAGAAGAUAAUGCCACGCCUCCGCUUUGGCGCCCCCGGUCCCGCCAACGGUUACGCAAAUCAACUCCGAGUCUCUCACCAGCCUUGGGUACCCAAUUUCAGCCGCCUGUAUGAAACAGCUUUGAUCAUCGACCCGAAUGUCUAUGCCAGUAUGAGUGCCCCGGCCUCCGAUUCGCAGCCUGCCAAGCGGCCGCGCUGUGAUGGACAGACUCCAAAAUGCAGGAAUUGUACCAGGACCGACCGAGAGUGCCUCGUUGAAGAUCCGGCAACGGGCUUGCAUCGUCCUAGAGACUACAUUCGCUCAUUAGAAGCCCGUGUUGCGUAUCUCGAGGGUCUUCUCCAAGACUCGCGGCCUGAAGUAGCUCUCGAUCAUCUUGAUGCAGUCUCCCCCCCUCUACCUGGGGCCCAGCUCGAUGAGGGAGUCGUCAAUGGAGCGCGUGGCGUUGAUGACGACGCGGGACAGGGUGAUAUACUGAGUAAUGAAGUCGCCCUGCUCUGUUUGGGGGCAGCUGGGCGCGAGCCGCAGUAUUUCGGCCCUUCCUCUGCCGUUCAUUUCUCGCGCGUAGUGAGUUCAACUAUUGGACUGUCUCGCCGGAGCGAAAACCAUGGCUCCGAAUGGGGCAGCGUAAGCGAAGCUGGAGAGCGCGCCGGACAUGCUGUCGCGAUUGACUUCCCAAGUCCGAGCAAAAUGGCCAAGCUUUCCGAAGCAUAUUUUCAGAAUAUUCAUCCGCAAUAUCCAUUUCUCCAUCGCCCUACAUUUCGGCUGAUGGAGAAAGAGUGUCUGGACGCCACUAUACAAGGCGAUCCGACUAGGGCCAGUGGUGCAUCUCUAUUUUUCGUUUGUGCUACCGGUUGUCUCACCCUUGGGCCUUCCGCGAUAGAUGAAGCCGAGAGUUAUUAUACCAUGGCAAUGAGGCAUAUUGCUCCAUUGUUAGAUCGCGACAAUAUUCAAUCAGUGCAAACUUUGCUUUGCUGCGCUAUUUACUCCAUAAGGUCUCCAAUAGGAGCAAGUUUAUGGAAAAUCUCUGGCAUGGCCAUCAGACAUUGCAUUGAACUUGGCUAUCAUCGUAGCGCAGAGCGUUACCGGAGCUCUGCAGAUAUAUUGACCAAGGAGAUGUCCAAGAGGUGUUUUUGGGUAGCCUAUGAUAUUGAUCGGGUAGCAUCAUUUAUAUUAGGCCGCCCUGUUGGUAUUCCUGACAAAGUCAUUGACGUCGAGCUUCCUAUGGACAUUGAUGACGAGUCUCUCACAUCGAACGGAUUGCAGGGUGAACCGCGGCUGAAUGCAGCCGAGCCCCCAACUUCCAUGACUGGAGCACUCCACGCAAUCAACUUGCGUCGGUUGUGGUCAAAAUUCAACGAUGCUCUGUACUCCAAUGCCACUUACGGCCAGCCCGGAGGCUCAAUUGAGAGUCUGCGCCAAGAACUCGAAGAAUGGCGUGCGACUAUUCCAGAAAAGUUGGUCAACAACCAGACUCGAGCUUUCUCCGUCUUUGCUUCCAAUGAUUGGUUUCAGCUUGCUUAUGACUACUCGAUAUUGCUUCUCUAUCGCCCAUAUAUUGUCGGUGUCUACUCAGAUUCCGGCAGAAGCCCGCGGUCCCCAGUCCAAGGGCUACACGCAGAUGCACAACAACGUGCGUUUGAGAUAUGCUCCGAUAGGGCGAGGGACAUGUGUCUACACUAUAGACGCCUUUAUCAGAGUCAGGCAUCGCAUAUACAAUUCACGUGGGGCAGUUUACAUAUUUUGUUCCUCGGUGGAUUGACUUACCUUUAUUGUCUGUGGCGGUCGCCCCUCCUCCGUCAGCAAACAAAAGCCACUACAAUCAUGAAUACAUGUAUGGCUUGCACUACAGUUUUAACAAUUAUUGCCGAGCGCUGGGGUCAAGCGUCAUCAUACCGUGACAUUUUCGAGGUUCUAUCAGAACGGACAAUGGACUUGGUCUACAGAGGAACCAGCGACUCGUGCGAAGUCCGCAGCGACUUGCCGCCGCCGCCUGCCGCGCAGCUGGAAGGGCUGAUAUCGGGCAUUGCGGUCGAUCAUCUGAUGGAGAAUCCUGGUGCGCCCGAUUAUCAAUUUUCGCUUCAAGACUGGAUUAUGAGUCUGGACUAUUCAAAUGCCCCAGGAGAUCCGCAAUGGUUGGCUCAAGAACUAUUGCAAGGGAUGAGAGACCAAACUUGA
This is a messenger RNA of Pestalotiopsis fici W106-1, 3441 nucleotides long. RefSeq lists its product as uncharacterized. Gene Ontology annotation, biological process: positive regulation of transcription by RNA polymerase II; DNA-templated transcription. Gene Ontology annotation, molecular function: sequence-specific DNA binding; zinc ion binding; DNA-binding transcription factor activity, RNA polymerase II-specific. The record is from RefSeq and is a predicted model, not a curated record. NCBI's taxonomy places the organism in Eukaryota, Fungi, Ascomycota, Sordariomycetes, Amphisphaeriales, Sporocadaceae. The coding region runs from base 1 to 3441 and encodes 1146 amino acids. The transcript is spliced from 11 exons.